CCUCUAAACCAACAACCCCACGUUGCUCAUACCUAGGUACCUUCUUAUGACAUGUUCAGUCCCUGGCCGGAUAGGAGAGUAAGGAGACCCCCCCACCUUCGUUUCCCUUUGAUAACCCAAAUCUUCCCUCAGUCCCACCUUCUCUUGGCUCUUUCUUCACUUCCAAUUACCAAAAUACUAAAUUUUCAACUUCAUUUUCACUCAUUAGUUAAAUAAAAUAAAAGCCCACUUAAAAAAUAAAAAUCCACAUUUUAUUUUGUAGUAAAAAUAAAAUAAUAUCCCACCACCUUUUCUUGAUUUCUUAAAUUCUUCAGAUUUGAAUCAGAACUCUCCUCAUUCCUUCCUCCCUCUCUUUCUCUCUCUUCUUUUCUUCCUCUAUUUCUAUCCACCUCUUCAUUGCUUCAAAUCAAAACACCCAACUUUUUUUUUUUUUUGGUAUAAAAAACUGGGCAAAUUCUCAUUGCCCACUUCAAAUUUGGCUAAAAAAAAUCUAAAAAAUGGCUCAAAAGCAUUUGAAAGAAUUGCUAAAAGAAGAUCAAGAACCCUUUUAUCUAAAAGAUUAUAUUGCAAAUAAGCAAUGUUUAUUGAAAAAUAAACAACAACAAAUACAAAAACUUCAACUCAAAAAACCCAAAAAACCCACUUCAAUUUUACACAAAAAUACAUGUUUUUUCUCUUUACAAGACUCCCCUGACCUUAGAAAAUCACCUAAAUUAUUUGAUUUUCCACCUUCACCAAUUCCGAAUGCUAAAAGCCCUAACAAAGUAUUCCUCCAUAUCCCUACUAAGACUGCCACUCUUCUUCUCGAGGCGGCGAUGAGGAUCCAAAAACAAAAAUCAAAGCCGCAAAAGACCCAACAAAUUAAGAAUUCGGGUUUCGGGUUAUUUAAUACUAUGCUGAAAAAACUUUCAUUAAGAAAUCGGACUCAGAAACUCAAGUCCGACCCCAAAACGGAAGUUAGUGAGGCAGAUGAAAAUGUUAUUACGAGUAUUGUGUCAUGUUCAGUUUCUUCAUCUUCAUCUUCUUCUUGCAAUGGAAGGUCAAGUAGCUUGGAUUUGGAGAGUUCGAUUAGUGGAAGAUCAUUUGAUGAAGUAGAAGAAGAUAAAGAUGAAGAUUUUGAGUUUACUAACGUUUUGAAAGAAAAUAAUAAUAUUAACAAGAUUAGUAGCAAUAAUAAUGGAGAUUAUUAUUAUUCACCAAUUUGCUUAAGUCCUUUAAGUCCAUUUCGUUUUUCUCUUCAUAAAAGCCCUUCUCCUGAACGUUGCUCUCCUGCUAAAUCCCCUGUUCGUUACAAAUUUCAGGGCAACGUAAACUACAAGCAUGAAAACCUAACGAAAUUCCAGCAAAAGGAAGAUGAAGAAGACAAAGAACAGAACAGCCCAGUUUCCGUGCUUGAUCCUCCAUUCGAAGAUGACUACGACGGACACGAAGAUGACAGUUACGAGAUUGAAUGCAGCUACGCUUUCGUUCGCAGAGCCCAACAAGAGCUGUUUCAUAAGCUUCACAGGUUUGAAAAAUUGGCGGAGUUGGACCCUAUUGAGCUCGAGAAAAGAAUGAUCGAAGAAGAAGAAGAAUACCAACUAGAACAUACGAAUGAAUUUGAAGAAUACAACCAUGAAACAUUCACAUUCGAUGAAGAAACUCAAGCCCAUGACUUCUUGCAAGAUAUAAUCAGGAAAACAGGUUUUCAGGAUGCGAAGAAACCCGGGAUCAAGAGACUUAUUUCUGAUCUAAUAAUCGAGGAAAAUAGUGAAGAAGAAGCAUCUGAUGAGCAAGUCAUUAAAAGGAUAUGUAACAGAUUGGAGUCAUGGAAGGAAGUGGAAUCGAACACAAUCGACAUGAUGGUGGAAAUCGAUCUAAAGAGGGAGAUUAGUGACUGGAAGAAGUCUCGAAAGGAAUUCGAUGAGGCUGCAGUGGAUAUUGAAGUUGCUAUAUUCGCGGUAUUGGUUGAUGAAUUGGUAGAGGACUUGGCAUGAUCAAGUUGAGAAACAUUUUCCUUGGGGAUUCUAGGAAGAAAGUCCAUUACUUUUAUGUUAAUUUUCGCGGUUCAUUGUUUCAUUCUUUUACUACUUGGCAGGAUACUUGAAGCAUGGAUCAUAAUCUAACUCGAGAGAUUAAUUAGGGUAAUUAGGUAAGUAACCCGAGGAUGACGAUGAUUCGGGUUUAGUGCUAGAGUAGUAUCAAUGUAUGUAAGGGGGGAAAGGGGAACAUGACAUGUAUAAUACCUAUAUUUUGAGUAGCUUAAUCAUGAGGUUGCAUCAUUUUGAUGCUUGCCCUUUUAUGAAUAAAAUAAUAACAGAAUUAAGAACUUUCUUUGGCAA
Messenger RNA from Chenopodium quinoa (quinoa), 2321 nucleotides. RefSeq names its product myb-like protein X. The record is from RefSeq and is a predicted model, not a curated record. NCBI's taxonomy places the organism in Eukaryota, Viridiplantae, Streptophyta, Magnoliopsida, Caryophyllales, Amaranthaceae. The transcript is spliced from 3 exons. Bases 498 to 1976 code for a protein of 492 amino acids.